AUGGCUGCCCUCACGGCCGCUGCAUCCCGCGUCAAGGUCAAUGCCGCCGUGAGCGUCUCUCGCGCCGCCGUAUGUCUCCGCAACCCGGCACCUCCACAGCACGCCCCACCGCCACAACCACCCCCGCACCGUAACAAAGCCUCAGACAAAGAGCUCUACCUCUCCGUCCUCACCUCAACGUCCACCAAGCGCGAAGCCCGCUCCUACCUAAAGCGCUUCACCCCCGCCCCCGCCAUCCUCAAAUACCUCAAAGAGUCCUCCUUCACGCAGCCCGGCGCCUCUACCUGCACCCUCCCGCCCCCGCCCAGCGACGACCUGCACAUCGGCAUCGUCAAGAUCCGCGACGCAACAACAAUCGACACCCCCACCCUCCACGGCAUCGGCCGCACCCUCUCGCAGCUCACCCGCCUCGGCCUCCACCCCGCCGUCAUCCUCGACGAGCCGCCCCCCUCCGCCCCCUCCCAGCUCGGCCAAUGGCGGGCGAACGUAGAAGCGCAAUGCGACCACCUCCUCCUCGCGCCGCUCUCCCGCGGCGUCAUCCCCGUGCUGCCGCCGCUGGCGAUGGACACGGCACACAUGUACGCCGCAACCACAGGCGACGACCUGCUGCUCGCGCUGACGGCGCUGCUGGCAGCGCAGGACGGGGUGGCGCUCGAGCGGAUCGUGCUGCUCGACCCCCUCGGCGGCAUACCCUCGCAUGAUCGCCCGGCGGGCGCGCACGUGUUUAUAAACCUUGCGCAGGAGCACGAUACUAUCACGGGACAUCUACCCGCUGACUCGCCGCACGCGAGGAACCUGCAUGUGCUGCGCACGGCGCUGGAGAUGCUGCCGGCGACGAGCUCUGCGUUAAUCACUACGCCCUCCCUGGCUGCCGCCGCCGCCGCUGCUGCUGCUGCCACUACCACCGCCGCCGCCGCCCCUACGAAGACGAAAAACCCACUAAUCCACAACCUUCUCACCGACAAGCCGCUGACCUCCUCCUCGCUGCCCCUCUCCGACCCCGCCAUCGACCUUCCAAAACUCGUCGCGCUCGUCGAAGACAGCUUCGGCAAGCGGCUGGACCUCGAGCACUAUCUGAAGCGUGUAGACGGGCACAUAGCGGCGCUGGUGGUGGCAGGGGAAUAUGAGGGCGCUGCUAUCGUUACGUGGGAGUACCCCGAUUCCGACCCCGACCCCGAUUCCGACUCCGAGGUGGUCGGCGGCGAAGAGGCCACACACUGCGACGCCGAAGCGGCCGAAGCCGCCGCCCUCCGCGCCGCCGCCAGCGCGCCGGGAAGGGAGAAAGCGAAACGCGUGCUGUAUCUCGACAAGUUUGCGGUUCUGAAGCGCAGCCAGGGGACGGGCGGGGUGGCGGACGUGGUGUUUAAGGGGAUGGUGGAGUCCGUGCGGAGCGGGGCGCUGCGCGCGGAGGGGAUUGUGUGGCGGAGUCGGAGGUGGAAUAUGGUUAAUAAGUGGUAUUUCGAGCGUGCGAAAGGAACGUAUAAGAUACCCGACAGCGGGUGGACGAUGUUUUGGACGUCGCGGGAUGUGGGCGCGGAUGCUGAGGGGGUGAGGAGGUUUUGUGAGUAUGAGAGGGUGUGUAGGGCGAUUGUGCCGAGUCUUGUGGAUGAGUAG
Morchella importuna is the source of this 1614-nucleotide messenger RNA. RefSeq lists its product as uncharacterized. The record is from RefSeq and is a predicted model, not a curated record. The transcript has 6 exons. Lineage: Eukaryota; Fungi; Ascomycota; Pezizomycetes; Pezizales; Morchellaceae. The coding region runs from base 1 to 1614 and encodes 537 amino acids. Gene Ontology annotation, cellular component: mitochondrial matrix. Gene Ontology annotation, molecular function: L-glutamate N-acetyltransferase activity, acting on acetyl-CoA as donor; arginine binding. Gene Ontology annotation, biological process: L-arginine biosynthetic process.